UACACAGGCUCCAUAUAAUCACCCAGCUGCUCCCUGAGGAGAUCAUUUUGGCCGCAUUGUUCUUGGAGCCAAGAGAUAUAUGACUGUCUUUUGACAGUCGUCCCCUCCGUCGACCCUCCAAAUCACAUCUUUCCUGUUUACAACAUCUUACUCUUGGGAUACAUCCUAUCCUACAGUCUUACCAUGUGUCGACAACCGUCAGAACAAUCGGUACAGGCUGCCCUCAGCGCAAUCGUGCCCAGUCACGUAACGGUCCAUAGCUUGCGGCCCGUUGCUUCCCUUCGACCGCAGAGGAUAUUCGAAGUCAGUCUUUCUGACGGUAAAACGCUCCUCCUUUCACUCCCGCCACAAGCCCUCUUCAGACUCUUGAGGCACGAACAAUCCAUAAUAGGCUCCGAAGCCGCGACAGUUCGAUGGAUCAGGGAUGCUCUUACCAGAAACCACGCGACGAGAUUCACAAACCCAACACUUCAGAGAUUCCUCCCGGCCCUCGCGCAUACAUCCAGUCACGGUCCUGUCGAGCUGGGUUCAGCAUAUAACGUCUUUGAGCAUCAACAUGGCAUCCCUGUUGCCUUGUUACCCUCUCCCCCCAGCCAUGCGGAGCGCAAACGUCUGGAUAAGCACCUCGGUCAGCUUUACCGAUCCCUCUCAUCGAUAACAUCGCCGUCUGGGAGGUUUGGCCCCGUGGCUGCCGUGGUCCCUAGGAUGCCAGGAAUAGAACUGUCGGACAAGACGGCGGGGUUCGGAGAAGGCGGGUUGAUGGCAGCCGACGGAGCAAGGAACUGGUCAACUGCUUUCCAGUCAUUACUAGAGGGUGUUCUAAGAGACGGCGAAGACAUGGCAGUCACAAUGGCUUACUCCCCGAUACGAAGACACUUCAGGCGAUUUGCGCACUUGCUCAACGAGGUCAAGGUGCCGAGGCUGGUGGUUGUCGACAUGGCUGAUGACACAAACACCUUGGUCACCGUGGAGAGAACAACAAGUACAAACGGAUAUAGCAGCAGCUACAUGGCAGCACCCCAACCAGCAGCAUCCGCACCAGCAUCAGACAGCACCGGUGGUGACCGACAACUAACGCUCACCGGCCUUCAAGAUUGGAGCAACUGUGUCUUUGGUGAUCCCCUAUUAGCCACUGUUUUCAGCGACGGCGUCUCGGAAUCCUUCAUGGAAGGCUUCGAAACCGGCCCUACUACUACAAAUGCGAACGAUCUCAGCAGCAGCAGCAGCAGCAGUAGAAACACAAGCGUCAGCACCCACAGCACCAACACAGGAGUCAUGUCCAUCACAGCCAUCACUGAACAAACCACCAUUGCUCCUGCACCAACAAUCUCCAGCCCCCCACCACAACCACCAGCAGCACACGCCGCCGCCAGCACCAACAACACCGACGACAUCUCCUCCCUAAUCGAAGACCUCCCCAACGCCAGCAUCCGCCUCCUUCUCUACCAAGUGUACCACGCAGCCCUUUGCGUAGUCAAGGAAUUCUACCGACCUCGAUCGUCGUCGUCUUCCCCAUCCACCUGCUCCUCCUCCUCCACGUCUCCAUCCUCCUCCUCCUCCUCCUCCAGCUCUCUAAGCACCAACAGGGAACUGGAAGCCCGAAAAAAGCUUACGGAGGCUUUGAACAGGUUGGAGAGUGCUGUGCCGGUGGUAGUAGCACCGAUGAUGGGGUCUCUCCUUUCCAAAACUUCUUGGCAGCAGCACUCUUCUUCCACUUCCUCCUCUUGUUGUUCGACUACUUCCUCCUCGUCCUCGAAGAAGCUAAAGAGUUUCCUCGCUGGUGGUGGGAGUAAUAAUUCGUCGUCGCCUGUUGUGAGUGCUAGGUCGUUGUUACUUGUUGGCGUGAAGGAUAGUAGUAGUAGUGGUAGUGGUAGGAGUAGGAGUAGGAGUAGUGAUAGCGUUCUGUUAGCGAAAAAGAAGUUGCAUCAUCGGCCGAGUGGGGGGGAUAUGAGCCCUGCGAAGAGGGCGAAGAGUGCUAGUGAUGAGGAGAGGGAGUGAUGAACAAACCGAGAAGGAGAGGA
Molecule: messenger RNA, 2021 nt
Organism: Neurospora tetraspora
Lineage: Eukaryota; Fungi; Ascomycota; Sordariomycetes; Sordariales; Sordariaceae
Exons: 1
Coding region: 184-1998 (604 amino acids)
Source: RefSeq, a predicted model, not a curated record